AUUUUAGAAAAGAGGGUUUUCAACUUAUUUAUUAAAUCAUAAAAUGAGUAAGAAAGGUGGACGUAAGAAUAAGAAAGUGACAAAAUUAAUAAUUGGUGAAGAAGAAAUUAAUAAUGUAGAUGACCUUUUAACUAAUUAUGUUGAAGAAAAAAAAGGUGUUAAACCAAAAGAGUCUUCAGAUAUUUAUGUCCCUAAUUUUGCUAAUCAUCAGGAAAGACCACAAAGACAACCACGAGCUGAAGGUGAAAAAAAAGAAGAUGACGGGUUGUGGACUGUCAGACAUGGACAUGACUUUAGGAGACGCCAACCUAAAAAAGAUAGAGAAGAAGAUCGUGAACCUCAACCUAGCGAGGCUGAUACAGCUGAUUCAUGGAGACGAAAAGAAGGAGAAGCAUUUGUUCCUAGAAAAGGAGGUGAGGCUAAUGAAAGAAACCAAAGAGAGCCUAGACAACCUGCUGGACCAAGUGAGGCUGAUACAGCUGAUUCAUGGAGAAGAAAAGAAGGAGAAGCAUUUGUUCCAAGAAAGGCACCAACUGAAUUUAGAGAACAUGAACUAAGAGAACCUAGACAACCAGCUGGACCAAGUGAAGCUGAUACAGCUGAUUCAUGGAGAAGAAAAGAAGGAGAAGCAUUUGUUCCAAGAAAGGCACCAACUGAAUUUAGAGAACACGAACAAAGAGAGCCUAGACAACCUGCUGGACCAAGUGAAGCUGAUACAGCUGAUUCAUGGAGACGAAAAGAAGGAGAAGCAUUUGUUCCAAGAAAAGUUUCACAUGAAGAACAUAGACAUGAAAAUAAUGAAAGACAACACAAAGGAUUCAAAGAAAGAGAACCACCUCAACCAAGUGAAGCUGAUACAGCUGAUUCAUGGAGAAGAAAAGAUAGUGAUGUACCUAUUCCUAAAAAAACAUAUGAAAGAAGACAUGAAAAUACAGAGAAACCACAUAGAGAUUUCGGAGAAAGAAGAACAGAUGAUAGAGGAAAGAGAACAUUUGGACCAAGAGAUGGUCAACAUCAAAAUACAAAGAAAAGUACUCAACAUAUAAAACAAGGGAAAAAGACUCCAAAGCAAUCAUCUAAACCUGUUGUUGAUGAAGAAGGAUGGAUGACUCAAUAA
This is a messenger RNA of Entamoeba histolytica HM-1:IMSS, 1117 nucleotides long. RefSeq lists its product as uncharacterized. The coding region runs from base 44 to 1117 and encodes 357 amino acids. The record is from RefSeq and is a predicted model, not a curated record. NCBI's taxonomy places the organism in Eukaryota, Evosea, Mastigamoebida, Endamoebidae. The transcript has a single exon.